AAUCUGUCCGCACUCAUCUGUUUAAUACGGCCCUGCAGCCCUCUAUGUGGUGUGUGUGUUUAUUUUUGCGUGUAUGUGUGUGAACUCAGGCCUGCAGCUCCGAAUCCCUCACACAUGAAUACACACGGUUUAUCUGAACCCUGGAAGCUGAAUAAACAUACAAUUUCUGUCUCUUAAUAUUGUUGUAGAAUAAUUAUAAUAUAUUGUGAUAAAUUAUGAUUACAGAAUGCAUUGUGAUUGUAAUAGAAUGGGAAAAACGACUUUUUAUCUGGAAUUAUGCAAUGUUUGUGGUGGUGUGUCAGGUGUGAUUUACCUUAACUUUUCUGCUCACUCCGUUUGAGUGGAUGAUUUUGACCACCAUCAUUGCCAACUGCAUCGUACUGGCUCUAGAACAACACUUACCAGAGGGAGACAAAACUCCACUGUCAGAACGAUUGGAUGACACAGAGCCGUAUUUUAUUGCUAUUUUCUGUUUUGAGUCGGGCAUCAAGAUUCUGGCACUGGGAUUCGCCUUUCACAAGGGAUCCUACCUGAGAAACGGCUGGAACGUGAUGGACUUUGUGGUGGUGCUCACGGGUAUCCUGUCAUCCGUGGGGUCAGAAUUAGACUUGCGGACAUUGCGAGCGGUCAGAGUGUUGCGGCCACUGAAAUUAGUGUCAGGAAUUCCAAGCCUGCAGGUGGUGCUCAAGUCCAUUAUGAAGGCCAUGAUUCCACUGCUGCAGAUUGGUGUGCUCUUAUUUGUGGCCAUCCUCAUGUUUGCCAUCAUCGGCCUGGAGUUUUACAUGGGCAAAUUCCACGAAACCUGCUUUGACAAAACCACAGAUGACAUGUUUGACGAACAGCCCUGUGGUAAGGCACAUCCGGCUCGAGAGUGUCCGAAUGGGACGGAGUGUAAGGGCUACUGGGAGGGGCCAAACUAUGGCAUUACGCAGUUUGACAACGUCCUCUUCGCUGUACUGACUGUUUUCCAGUGCAUCACCAUGGAGGGUUGGACUGACAUGCUUUAUUACAGUAAUGAUGCCUUAGGGAGUGCCUGGAACUGGAUGUACUAUGUGCCGCUCAUCAUCAUCGGAUCCUUCUUCAUGCUCAAUCUGGUGUUGGGUGUCCUCUCUGGUGAGUUUGCUAAAGAGAGAGAGCGUGUGGAGAACAGGAGUGAGUUCCUCAAGCUCAGACGACAGCAACAGAUCGAGAGAGAACUCAACGGAUAUCUGGAGUGGAUCUGCAAAGCAGAGGAGGUUAUUCUUUCCGAGGAUGACAAUGGCACCGGUGACCGAUCUCGUCGCAGGCCCACAUUAAAGAAAAACAAAGCUGACUUGUUAAAUCCAGAAGAGGGGGAGGACCACAUGGGAGACGCAGCUGGCUCACCAUUUGCUCGUGGGAGCAUAAAGAGCGGAAUGGUUGAUGGAACCGAUUUCAAUAAGAAAGAACGGCGUCUCCGUUUCUUCAUUCGAAAAAUCGUAAAGACGCAGGCGUUCUACUGGACCGUCCUCAGUCUGGUGGGACUCAACACACUGUGUGUGGCUGUCGUUCACUACGAUCAGCCCGAGCUACUGUCAGACUUUCUAUAUUAUGCUGAGUUCAUUUUCCUAGGCCUCUUUAUGUCAGAGAUGCUGAUUAAGAUGUACGGACUGGGGACGCGCCCUUAUUUCCACUCCUCAUUCAACUGUUUCGACUGUGCCGUCAUCGUUGGCAGCAUAUUUGAGGUGUUGUGGGCCAUGGUUAAGCCGGGGGCAUCCUUUGGAAUCAGUGUGUUACGUGCUCUCAGACUUCUUCGGAUCUUCAAAGUCACCAAGUACUGGGCAUCUCUGCGAAAUCUGGUCGUGUCUCUUCUGAGCUCCAUGAAGUCCAUCAUCAGUUUACUUUUCCUUCUGUUCCUCUUCAUUGUGGUCUUCGCUCUUCUCGGCAUGCAGCUUUUCGGUGGACAGUUUAACUUUGACCAAGGCACUCCUCCCACAAACUUUGAUACGUUCCCUGCUGCCAUAAUGACAGUGUUUCAGAUUCUAACAGGUGAGGACUGGAAUGUGGUGAUGUAUGAUGGCAUAAAGUCUCAGGGAGGAGUGGACAGAGGAAUGAUCUUCUCUGUAUUUUUCAUCGUCCUCACGUUGUUUGGCAACUACACUCUACUGAAUGUAUUCUUGGCUAUCGCUGUGGACAACCUGGCCAAUGCUCAGGAACUAACAAAGGAUGAACAGGAGGUAGAGGAGGCCACGUCUCAGAAGAUCGCUCUGCAGAAAGCGAAAGAAGUAGCAGAAGUCAGUCCGCUGUCUGCCGCCAACCUCUCAAUCGCUGCUAAAGAGCAGCAGAAGAACUCGAAAGGUUCCAAGUCGGUGUGGGAACAGCGCACAAGCGAGAUCCGCAGACAGAACCUGAUGACCAGCAGAGAGGCGCUUUAUAAUGAACUUGAUGCAGAAGACCACUGGAAGAUGAAUUUCCGCAACCGUACUGACAUGAAGACCCACCUGGACCGUCCACUAGUCGUAAAUCCUCAGGAUAACCGCAACAACAACACCAACAAGCCCCGGCCGGGUGACCCGAGCCCCCAGGAGGGUGAAGAAUACCUGCAGCGCCAGCCCCGAUAUCACCACCACCAUCAUCAUCAUCAUCAUCACCACCACCAUCAUACACACUCCAGUCGCCAGUCCCUGCAACAACCAGAGCUGGGGGACACAGGCUUCCCGAGAGGAGAGGACGUGGAGGGUGCAGGGGAGCACAGGCGACCCCGACACCACCAGCACAGAAGGAGGGAUGAAGAUGGAGGUGAAAGAGGUAGGAGACACAGAGAACACCACAGCAGAGGAGGAGAGACGGGAGGAGAGGGGGAGGAGGGGCAAGACAAGAAGCAGAGGAAGCAUCGCCAUGGAAACCAUGGGGAUGGAGAUGGAAGGAGGGAAAGGGAACGGAGUCGACAGCAUCGGGCUAGAAAAGAGGGUAGUCUGUCUACCUCUCGUCCGAUCCAGCCAGGAGAGAGCCAGUACAGCGAGGAUCUGGACAACCUGCGCAACAGCAGCAAGAUGGCCAUCCACUUCCCUGACCCUGACCCUGACCUUUACUACCCUUAUUGUGAUCCAGAACAGACCAAUAACUUGCUGAACCUACAAGGACCAGAUUUCCAUAAUAGCAAUCUCAUUCUAACAGACUCCACCGAGACCCCAAGAAAGCUGGACCACAGUGCCAUAGAUAUGCCCCCCGUUUACCCCUCACUCAAUGCCAAGUUACAAGUGAAUAAGAAUGCAAACACAGAACCAGCUAAAGCAGGAGAGAAGAAGGAGGAAGAGGAAGACAAUGGUGGUGACGAAGAUGGACCCAAGCCAAUCCCACCAUUUAGUUCAUGUUUUAUUCUUUCCACCACCAACCCGUUCCGGAGAUGCUGUCAUUACAUCUUGACAUUGCGAUAUUUCGAGAUGUGCAUUCUAUCGGUCAUCGCUAUGAGCAGUAUCGCUUUGGCCGCAGAAGACCCGGUGUGGCCUGAAUCACCUCGAAACAAUGUUCUGCGCUACUUUGACUACGUCUUCACUGGUGUGUUCACCUUCGAGAUGCUUAUUAAGAUGGUGGUGUUAGGCUUGGUUUUGCACGAGGGCUCGUAUUUUCGUGACCUGUGGAACUUUCUGGACUUUGUAGUGGUUAGUGGUGCCCUGGUAGCCUUUGCCUUCACGGGGAGCAGUAAGGGGAAAGACAUCAGCGUCAUCAAGUCCCUGAGGGUCCUAAGGGUGCUUCGGCCUCUGAAAACCAUCAAACGUCUUCCCAAGCUCAAAGCUGUAUUUGACUGCGUAGUCAACUCUCUGAAGAACGUGUUAAACAUCCUCAUUGUCUACAUGCUGUUCAUGUUCAUCUUCGCCGUGGUGGCCGUGCAGCUCUUUAAGGGGCGAUUCUUUUACUGCACCGAUGAGUCCAAAGAGUUCGCCCGUGACUGCAGGGGCGAGUAUUUGGUGUAUGAGCAUGAAAACCAGGUGAAGUCAGAGAAGCGGGAGUGGAAGAAGUACGAUUUUCACUACGACAACGUGCUUUGGGCCCUGCUCACUCUCUUUACUGUGUCCACUGGAGAGGGCUGGCCACAGGUGUUGAAACACUCUGUGGACUCCACUUAUGAGGAACAGGGCCCGAGCCCGGGAUACCGGAUGGAAAUGUCCAUCUUUUACGUGGUGUACUUCGUUGUCUUUCCCUUCUUCUUCGUAAACAUCUUUGUAGCUCUCAUCAUCAUAACCUUCCAGGAGCAAGGAGACAAGAUGAUGGAGGACUACAGUCUUGAAAAGAAUGAGAGAGCCUGUAUUGAUUUUGCUAUAAAUGCCAAACCUCUAACGCGCCACAUGCCCCAGAACAAGCAAAGCUUUCAGUACCGAAUGUGGCGGUUUGUGGUAUCGCCUCCUUUUGAGUACAGCAUCAUGGCUCUCAUUGCACUCAACACAAUCGUCCUAAUGAUGAAGUAUAACAAAGCCUCAAAGGAAUAUGAUGAAGUCCUGAAGAACCUGAACAUUGCGUUCACCAUACUCUUCUUCAUGGAGUGCAUUCUGAAAAUCAUUGCCUUUGGCCCCCAAAAUUUCGUCCGAGAUGCUUGGAAUAUUUUUGAUUUUGUGUCCGUUCUCGGCAGCAUCACAGAUAUUUUAGUGACAGAGUUAGGGAAUAACUUCAUAAACCUGAGUUUUCUGAGACUCUUCCGAGCAGCCCGUCUCAUUAAGCUCUUGAGGCAGGGCGAGACCAUUCGCAUUCUGCUUUGGACCUUCGUGCAGUCCUUUAAGGCUCUGCCAUAUGUGUGCCUGCUCAUUGCAAUUCUGUUCUUCAUCUAUGCCAUCAUUGGCAUGCAGUUGUUUGGGAACUUGGCUUUGGAUGAAGAGGGAGAGAGAGCCAUCAAUGAACACAACAACUUCAGAACCUUCAUCAUGGCCCUCAUGCUCCUUUUUAGGAGUGCCACGGGCGAGGCAUGGCACGAUAUCAUGCUGGCAUGUCUUGGAGGGAUGCCGUGUGAUCCAGACUCUGGGAAUGAGGGACAAGAGUGUGGCAGCAACUUUGCCUAUGCUUACUUUGUCUCUUUCAUCUUCCUCUGUUCUUUCCUGAUGCUGAAUCUGUUUGUUGCUGUCAUCAUGGAUAACUUUGAGUACCUGACCAGGGACUCUUCCAUCCUGGGACCACAUCAUUUGGAUGAGUAUGUCAGAAUAUGGGCAGAGUACGACCCCGCUGCCUGCGGGCGCAUUCAUUAUAAGGAUAUGUACAGUUUAUUGCGGGUUAUCGACCCCCCGCUGGGCUUAGGCAAGAAAUGUCCUCAUAGGGUGGCCUGCAAGAGACUGCUGCGUAUGGACCUACCUGUUGCCGAUGACAACAGCGUACAUUUCAACUCCACUCUGAUGGCCCUGAUCCGCACAGCCCUGGACAUCAAAAUUGCCAAGGGAGGUGCGGACAAACACCAGAUGGACGCGGAGCUCCGUAAGGAAAUGAUGGCGAUUUGGCCAAAUCUCUCCCAGAAGAACCUGGAUCUGCUGGUAACGCCACACAAGUCGACAGACCUGACGGUGGGCAAGAUCUACGCCGCCAUGAUGAUCAUGGAGUACUACCGGCAGAGCAAGGCCAAAAAGCUGCAGGUGCUUCGUGAGGAGCAGAACCGAACGCCAUUAAUGUUUCAGCGCAUGGAGCCAUCCCCGAACCAUGAAGGAGGACAGGGGCUGAACGGCCUCCCUGAGUUACCACAGGAACCUGUCAACAGCCUACCUCCAGAGGGUGGUAUGAGUGAGAGCCAGUCAUGGGUGACAUCGCGUGCCCAGGAAAUGUCCCAGAAGUCUGUUCCGGAAAACUGGAACCCAGUUAGACCUUAUCCGGAAGAUCACCACGACAGCCGGCACAAUCCACAGACGGUAGAAAUGAGAGAAAUUGGGCCUGUUGGGGACGGUUACUCGGACACUGACCCCUGUCACUCAAUGGAAGGGCAUGGGCGGACCAUCUCCAUGCCACGCCUCUCAGCAGACAACCAACGACGGAGACACAGGCCGCGAGGAAGUAACCUCAGUACCAUCACAGACACAAGUCCAAUGCGGCGCUCUACGUCCUCAUUGGUCCACGGACGUUCAGGUCGAGGCGUGCGAUUGGACGAUUACUCUCUGGAGCGGGUGGUGUCAGAGGAGGGUCACAGACAUGGACCACGAAGGAGAGAACGAGAGCGGGAGAGAGAUCGCAGUCACCGCACCUCAGAGAGAUCCCUAACCCGCUAUACAGACGCAGACACAGGUCUGGGCACGGAUCUUAGCACCACUACACAGUCAGGUGAUCUUCCAACUAAAGAGAGAGAGCGAGAGCGGGGUCGAGCAAAAGACCGCCACCACCACCACCAUCAUCAUCAUCACCACCACAGCUCGGUGGAUAAGGAGCGGUACAGUCACGAGCGGGACUACCCUCGUCAUCCUCACGACAGAUGCGACCGCCAUUGGUCCCGCUCACCGAGUGAGGGCCGUGGUCACCGACAGGGCAGUAGUUCCGUGAGCGGGAGCCCCGUUCCCUCGACGUCGGGGACCAGCACCCCCCGGCGUGGUCGUCGGCAGCUGCCCCAGACCCCGUCCACACCACGCCCUCACAUCACCUACUCCCCCGCCAUCCGCAAGCCUCCGUACGGCUCGCCGGGACAGGGACGACUCCACUCCCCUUCCCCGCGCAACUUCUCCCCGCCGGGUCACGAACCACCCUACCACCUCCCGCCCUCUCGCCAUGCCUCGCCCCAUCAUGGCUCACCCCGGCACACCUCCCCACGGUCCCCCAGACACGCUUCACCCAAAUCACCACGCCAUGGCCGCUGGGGCCCACCGCCGGACAGCCUGGAGGGCGACGGACCAUUUUACAACCGGGACUACGAAUACGAGCACCACCACGAGCCACCUGCCUACGAGCAGAGUCUGUCACAGGGCAACCCCCAUCCUCAUUCACAACCUCACCCCCGUUCGCCAAGGACUGCUCGUCAGGGGCCUCCCCACCCGCGCCGCAUGCCUAAUGGCUACCGUUCUUCCUCGCCCUCCCCGCACCACCGCAGCCCCCACCCGGGUCCGAAUCGGCCACCGCAAGGCCGCGGGCCCCGGAAGGGGCUGCACGAACCCUAUAGCGAGACGGACGAGGAUGAUUGGUGCUAGCGCACAGGGUGACCAGGAGGGAGCGCCACUCAUCGUAAGCCAACUAGCGUUGAGAUGUUUAUGCAGAGCUGCAGGGAGAGAGGGGGUGGAAGGGGACGUGGAAUAGAAGGACGUAUGAGACUCUCAAAGAGGGAAAAGAGCUCUAACUUCAGCUCCCCUACUCCCUCUCUUUUGCCUUUUCCUGCUCUCUGGACUACAUUUCCCACGAUGCAAGGGAAUGUUUUGGGGAGCACAUGAGAGAUAUGUGGGGUUUAGAUGGACUGAGCUUUAAAGUUCAGUGUUUCUGUGUUUGAUUGCUCCGCCCAGACUGAGCAAGACCAGUUGCUUCCUGUCGAUGAAAAAAGAGCUCUCAAUCAAAAAAGGAAAGUUGAAAAUGAAGCCAGAACCCCUUUUUUCCUCACAUAUUCCUCUUGAACCCCCCCCCCGCACCCCAAAAAAAAUGAAAGUAAAUCAAAGACUUUGAUGAAGAGCUCUUGAAAAAACAAGAGCUCUACCUACUGCAAAACCAGACCUUGCGCUGGCCAAUAUCGAUGAGUUUUAUCAUCUACAUUUACUGUUACCAACUCAAGAUGUUGAAUGACCUCAUCACCUGGGGGGAGGGGUUAACCGCAGAAGAGGCGUGGCAUAUACA
Messenger RNA from Xyrauchen texanus (razorback sucker), 7731 nucleotides. RefSeq names its product voltage-dependent P/Q-type calcium channel subunit alpha-1A-like. Gene Ontology annotation, cellular component: membrane; neuronal cell body; voltage-gated calcium channel complex. The transcript is spliced from 47 exons. Gene Ontology annotation, molecular function: high voltage-gated calcium channel activity. Gene Ontology annotation, biological process: calcium ion import across plasma membrane; chemical synaptic transmission. The coding region runs from base 345 to 7100 and encodes 2251 amino acids. NCBI's taxonomy places the organism in Eukaryota, Metazoa, Chordata, Actinopteri, Cypriniformes, Catostomidae. The record is from RefSeq and is a predicted model, not a curated record.